AUGAACAACAAGCAUGGUACAAACACGAACAAAAAGCUAAAACAGUUUAGCACGAAAUCAAGAAGCAAAAGCGCUGCAAACUUCAAGGGAUUGAAUCAAUUGAGAAGAGUCCUGAGUCAUGAUGGAAGUUAUGCGGUUGAUGAUCAUACAAAGGAAAGACCAGGGUCGAUGAAAAAAUCCAAAAGUAGUGAUUCUUUGCACAAGAGAAAGGCAAUAAGCAGUCUCAGUAUGACAGCAUUGGGACGGACUUCGUCGAACUCAAUGAGUCCACAUCAUGAUAAUUGGAGUAAUCUGUCUGGUCCUGCGUCUGGCCUCAAGCCGCUACGGGGAAAUAGCACUAAAUCUGUUCUGGAGUUGCGGGACGGCGAUGAGAUGUAUAAUGAUCACUCAACAACAGACGAAGAAGUGGAAUACUUUACAGAUGAGGAGGAUAAAAGGGAGGGUUCAAGCACAAACGGCAGGAUUGAAAUGCUCGAAAAUGACAGGGUGCAAAAAAAGUCCAGUCAUCUGUCGGGAGCUGACGACAUUGAAAAUGAACGAGAUUCAUCUUCUAAUUCGCAAGUCCAGGAACUGCAGGGCGGCAUGGACGAUACAUCGGGCUCUAGUAGCUCUGAAGAAGAACAAACCUUGUUAGGAACGGAUGCGCCAUCUCAGUCGCAUAAUGUGUCGUCAGAUCUACGAAACUCCAUUUCGCGAGCGGAUAGCAAUAACACCCUAAGAAAUCAGCUUUCCUAUGCAGUACCGUCUCAUCAACGACCUUCAAGCGAUGACCACAUCAGCAACGUUGGAAGUUUGCCCGAGCAGGACCAAUUAACAAGGAAUGGUCAUCACAGUGGCAGGGAACAUUUGGGCAAUCAUAUUUCUAAUGAUGACAGGAUUGAUUCUGCGGAUCGAAUAGAUCAAAAUGGCACCGAAGAAGAUAUUAUCAACGCUCCAAACAACAUUGAAACAAUGGCAAACAGUUUAAAGAGACAUGGUCCGACAACAAAUAGGACAAGAAACUUGGCGUAUGCUGAUGACAACGGAGACAAUGCUAGUGACGAUUAUGAGCAAGAUAAAGGAAACAGAAAUGGCUUGAGAUAUAGCCCGACUAUGAUUUUGUCACAGUCAACCGGCAUAGAAAAACGAUUUGACCGAUCACCACCCUUGGCAGAAGAAACAGGCUCCCGCAUGUUGAAAAAUGACGGCAUUCAAAAUACUACUAACGGGGCUAUCCCCUCAAACAAUAACAACUUCAAGUAUAUCAACAGUGACUUUGCAGCGUCUUUCAAUUCAAAUCAGGGUGUACAACACUUGAGCGAGAGUUCUGUUAAACCCGAUUUUUCCACAUCUAUUUCCAGUUUAUCGAGCCAUCUUUCCAGACCAACGCAGUUGAUGACAGACAACAAGGCCCAAAAAGCGUUGCACCAAAGAGCUGGUCAGAAUUUUGCGACUUCUCACAACAAUAAUCGCCCUCAACUAAACUCCAGAAAGUCAAGUAGUAAGAGGCCCGAUUCUUUGUCGAAUUUCAAUAACUUCUCUCAAUUUUUGCAAACCGAAAGCAACGGAACCGAGUCGCGAACACAACAAAAGCUCUGGCUGCAGCGUGAAAACUCCCUCAUAGAUCUUUCGUCUCAAACUCCAACCUUAGAUACUAUUUUCUUGGCCUCUAACAUAGAAGUCAAAAGAGAGUUUGAAAGAAUAUCGAGAGAGUACACCAACGUUAGACGUUUUAGCAAUCCUGUGACGGCUUCUUUGAACAGAAUAGCUCCUAGAAACAGAUUAGACUCAAAAAAGAAUCGCCUUGCUCUUUCCCAAACACAAGAGCUCGUUAAAGUUUUCAGAAAAGAUGGCUCGCAGAAUCAGCAGUCACUGCAAGACUUUUGCAAGGAAAACUUACACUUAGAUAUUGAUAUCCAGCGAGUCUUGUCAACAAUCUGGAACAAAGAAAGCGCCGCUUUCAACAGAAGUUCUGAACUUCCCGGCCAGAAUGAUCUCAAUCACACGUCAAGCUCUCAUGGAAUGCCGUUGCGCUCACAGACUCGCAACAACUUGAGAACAAGCUACGGGUCAUCAAACAGCAUAAACCAUCAACGCGGCCUAGGAUCCGGAUCACUGCAGCCGACGACUAGGGCUGUCCAUCGGCGCAUGGAAAGCGCAUUCAAUCAACAGCAGAGGCUUUGA
Lachancea sp. 'fantastica' is the source of this 2163-nucleotide messenger RNA. NCBI's taxonomy places the organism in Eukaryota, Fungi, Ascomycota, Saccharomycetes, Saccharomycetales, Saccharomycetaceae. The record is from the annotation of a GenBank genome assembly.